CACUAAUCAGCUGUUAAAUGCACCGUUAAACGUCUUAAAAAAAUGUCCAUUUUGAAGAGAGAAAAUGCACUGGUGCUCACCACACCAAAACGCAUUGAGCUGCUCAAAGACGGUCCGCCAGCUACAGCAAGGUCCAACAGGUGUCAAAUUUUGGGCCGAGGCGCCUAUGGCACAGUCUUCAAGGCUAUUUAUAGAGAGCAUGCAGUUGCAUUAAAAAUCAUUAAAGCCGGCGCCGUAUCCACUUUGCAAAAUGAGGCGCACAUUUUGAACUGGAAGCACAAAAAUAUUGUGCGAUUGAUUAAGCUGGAAUCGACGCCCGAGUUUGGUUUGCUCAUCAUGGAGCUGCCCAGUGGGUUGUGUCUCCAGCGUGUGUUAGACACGCUCGCGCUGCCGCUGCUGCACAGAGUGUUCAUAACCCUUGAUAUUCUCGCUGCGCUGCGAUACUGUCAUUGCCAGCAGGUGUUGCAUCUGGAUGUGAAGCCUCCAAAUGUGUUGGUUGCCCUGGGCACCAAGCAGGCAGGAUUUGGUAGACUGGAGCAGUCCAAGCGUCGCUACAUCUGCAAGCUCUGUGACUUUGGCAGCUCCAUUCGCUUGGGCGAUGAGCAAUGCGGUGUCAAGGGCACAUUGCGCUACAUGUCGCCCGAAGCCUUGCGUUCGUUGCCUCUGAGCAGCGCCUCGGAUAUUUACUCCUUGGGCAUUACCAUGUGGCAGUUGCAGUCGCGUCGCUUGCCCUUCCAUACGCUCAACUGCAAUGAAUCCAUUGCCUAUCAGGUAGUGAAGCACGAUCUGCGACCCGAUAACUACGCGCUGCUAGAGUCGCUUAAGAUGGCCAACGAGCCGUUGCCCUUGAGUGGCUGUUACUGUGCAACGGACUGGCCAGACAGCUCUGUGGAGCUCAUCUGCAGCUAUAUAGGUCGGAUUAGGCCCCAAGUGGAUGUGCUCCUCUCCACGGAUGUCUACAAAAAGGUGCGUCGCAAUCUGAACUUUGAAGCCAACCACGGCCGAGUCCAUAAGCGACACAAGCAGCGCAAGCAGCCCCGACUAGCGCACUAUUUCGACGAGCCAUCAUGCGAUCAGGUGUCCAGGAGUCUGGAGGGCGCCUAUAGCGAGCUAUACAGAGGCUGUUGGCUGAGCCAACCCGAGCUGCGCCUAAACGCUGUCCAGCUACAAAAACGCCUGGAGCUGAUCCUAAACAAGUAUAUAUCUACCUAAUUUUUAAAAGCCUGCGAGAAUUUUAGCGUAUAAUUAAGUUA
Molecule: messenger RNA, 1253 nt
Organism: Drosophila navojoa
Lineage: Eukaryota; Metazoa; Arthropoda; Insecta; Diptera; Drosophilidae
Gene: Mos
Product: proto-oncogene serine/threonine-protein kinase mos
Biological process (GO): protein phosphorylation
Molecular function (GO): ATP binding; protein serine/threonine kinase activity
Source: RefSeq, a predicted model, not a curated record